AUGUUUGGAGUCACGCCGGCCAUCGGUAUUUUCGGCGUUAUCGGCAACAUCUUCAGCAUCAUCAUCCUCACCAAACAUGGCCUCCACAAAUGUUCCAACAUCACAUUGUUGGUGUUGGCCAUCAACGACAUGGCGUUUCUCAUCGGUUUCAACAGCGUGCCAAAACUCAUCUAUGAAGUUAUGGGAGACUCGCAUAGCUUCUUGUUCAGUCUCACGGAUUCGUACGUCCUCUACAUAUUCUAUCACAUAUUUCAUAUCAUGGACUACGCCUCUGCCGGCGUGUCCCUGUCGUUGCCCGUGGUCAUCACCUUGGAAAGACUCGUCGCCGUGUUUCUGCCCCUGAGGUUCCACCAGAUCGUCACCCCUGCCAGGACCUGGUUCGCUGUUGCUUUCAUCUCCGUUUUCUGGUACGCGUUUUUCGUGCACAUGUCGUUCUACAUGGCGUUUAGCUACGAGUUUAACGCCAGGGUUAACAUCUCUGUAGGACUCAUCCAACGGUCCGCUUAUCACUACUCCAGUCUCCAUGUUGUAUUUCUCUUGGAGGAGGCCAUGUCCAUGCUGAUGAUGAAAAUCCCUCCGGCCUUGACCUUUGCCGGCUGCAUCGUCAUCGGUAUCAAAGUUAAGAUGGCGUCGAGCAGAAGACAGAAAAUGACGUCAAAGGGCCAGGCAGAGGGAUCCUCGAACCGCACGACUAAAAUGUUGCUAGCUGUGUGUCUGCUGUACACGGUGACCUGCGCCAUCUUGUCCCUGCCCACGUACCUUCCCCAGUACGUGUACUACACCAUGACGAGCGACGCGCCCUCUAACAUGGGGACAAUCCUGUACCAGGCCAUCAACAUCGUCCUCUGUGUCAACAGCUCGUCCAAUUUUAUCAUCUACGUCGCCAUGAACAAAAACUUUAGAGACACUUAUAAAUCUUUGUUUGUUCGAAAU
This is a messenger RNA of Lymnaea stagnalis (great pond snail), 933 nucleotides long. The record is from the annotation of a GenBank genome assembly. NCBI's taxonomy places the organism in Eukaryota, Metazoa, Mollusca, Gastropoda, Lymnaeidae.